AAGAGGAGGAACAGGGUGUGAAGACAAGCCUCUCAGGGCUCGGGGGGUAAGCAUCCAAAGCCAGCUGGCCUGGCUUUGAGAUAAAUCAAUGGAUGGAGUGACACAAGACUAGAAAGAAAGGGAAGAGUUGUAGAGUGAGGUAAAAGGCAAGAUAAAGAAAACAAAAUACGUGCAGGAAGAAAGGUGGAGACUGGAACAGCAGAUUCUUUGAAGGCAUUUGCGCGACAACAGGACAUCUUUUCCAAGGAGGACAAAACACCAGAGAGCUGAAAGCCAAGGAUGCAUUGAGUGCACAAUAAAAAGAUAGCUGCAGAAUAUUCUGGUCCAAUAAAGAGGAUAGUGUUUCUUUGAUUGUUUGAUCGCGGUGUGGUCCUGUGAAGAGCAGAGAGUGUGCUGAGAAGAGUGAACGAGAGUACUCAAGAAGAGAAACUGUUGCACAAUGUACUAGGGGAGUGGGAGAAGAAAGCGUGUUGUUUCGAUACUGUUGAGGUGUCUGAAAGAGCAGAAAGGACACAGCCAUGGGGCGGAAGAAGAUACAGAUCACCAGGAUCAUGGAUGAGAGGAACAGGCAGGUUACCUUCACAAAGAGGAAGUUCGGCUUGAUGAAAAAGGCCUACGAGCUGAGCGUACUAUGUGACUGUGAGAUAGCCCUCAUCAUUUUCAACAGCUCUAACAAACUGUUCCAGUACGCCAGCACAGACAUGGACAAAGUGUUGCUGAAAUACACGGAGUACAACGAGCCCCACGAGAGCAGAACCAACUCUGAUAUUGUGGAGGCGCUAAACAAGAAAGAACACAGAGGUUGUGAUAGCCCGGACCCUGAUGCCUCAUAUGUCCUCACUCCUCAUACUGAAGAAAAGUAUAAAAAAAUUAAUGAGGAGUUUGAUAAUAUGAUGAGAAAUCAUAAAAUCCCCACAGCUUUGCCUCAGCAGAACUUCUCCAUGCAUGUGGCAGUGCCGGUAUCCAAUCCUAAUGUCAUGUACCAGGCGGGGGGGAGUCUGGGCAGCCAGGCCCUGGCAGCAGCCGCGGGCUCUCUGAGCGAGAGUGGGAUGCUGUCGCCUCCACAGGCCUCUCUGCACAGGAAUGUUGGCUCAGGUGGAGGUUCUCAGAGGCCCACCGGUGCAAGCAGCGCAGGUGACAUGCUGGAUACCACAGACCUUUCAGUGCCAAGUGGUGCGGGCUCCAGCCCAGCGGGGAAUGGCUUUGUCAACCCCAGGGGCUCGCCGGGCCUCCUCAGCACACCCAGCGGCAACGGCUUGGGUAAAGUCAUGCCCACCAAGUCUCCGCCACCCCCUGGAGGGAACAUGGGUAUGGGAGGCCGCAAGCCAGACCUGAGGGUUGUUAUCCCGCCAUCAAGCAAGGGGAUGAUGCCCCCUUUGUCGGAGGAGGAGGAAAUGGAGUUGAACACCCAGAGGAUAAGCAGUUCCCAAUCCGCCCAGCCGCUUGCCACUCCUGUUGUGUCUGUUACCACCCCCAGCUUACCCCCACAGGGUCUGGUCUACUCAGGCAUGCCCACCUCCUACAAUCCUCCUGAGUACUCCCUGAGCAGUGCAGAGAUCGCUUCCCUACAGGGCUUCAACUCUCCUGGGCUCUCUCUGGGCUCCAUGUCGGCAUGGCAACAGCAUCAACUAGGCCAGGCAGCUCUUAAUUCUUUGGUUGGUGGAGGUCACCUACCUCAGGGCUCCAACCUAUCCAUCAACACCAGCCAGAGCAUAAACAUCAAGUCCGAGCCCAUAUCACCGCCGCGGGAGCGAGUCAGCUCAUCUGGCUUUCCCCAGCAACAACAGCCGCAGCAAAGGUCAAGCCGACAGGAAGUUCUGGGACGUUCACCUGCCGACAGCCUCAGCUCGUCUUGUAGCUCGUAUGACGGCAGCGACCGCGAGGACCACCGGCCAGACUUCCACUCCCCGCUGGGGCUCGGAAGGCCCCCUGCUGGCUCGGAGGACAGGGAGAGCCCAUCGGUCAAGCGCUUGCGCAUGGACACGUGGGUGACAUAAAGAGCCCUGACCAAGCCUCCAGUCACCAGCUAGUCAGAGAGAGAGAGAGAGAGGGAGGGGUUAGACAUGGGGAGCUACCAUUAUGAUACUAUUAUUAAACUCCACUUCAAUUUGUAAGACUGAGAUAUAAUGUUAUAAGACGUGUCAGGACAUAUCUAAGGUAAAUUCUCAAACUAAGACAGUAAGAUUUAAAAAAAGAAAAAAAAUCAGUUGGCUGGACUGAAUUAUGUGCACAAGCAGGUGAUAUCAGGUACUGAUGGCAUCGGCAGGAGGAAGGUGUUCACAGAGAUUUGUGAAACUUUAGGCAGUAGAUUUAUCUAGUCACUGGUGUAGUCAGACUUACAUGUAGUUGCUAUAUUGCUGUUGUGCUUGCAAAUUUGCAAACAAUCAAAGAAAGUUGUGUGUUGCUUUCAGGCUGAGGACACUCUCAAUACAACGUUUAAUGGAAAAGCUAUCUUUAAAACAAUGCUGUAACCACACAGGACCUUUUCUCUCAAGUGGCCUCUUCUAAUGCAUCGAUCCUUUCAAUCAGGAGACACAGAGCACACGGUCUUAUUGUUACCAAGGAACUUUGAUAAUACAUUAAAUAAUCACCUAAAACGUUUCAAGUGGACUCAUGAAACAAUAACGUGGGGGGUGGGGUGGGGGGGGUGUAAACAAAACAGCAUCAGAAUUUAUUGCAAUAAUGAUGACAGUUCAUUCUAUAAAUCUAAAAGAGUAGGAAUAUAAAACAAGAGUAGAACUGCUGAGAAAGUCAUUGCGUCCACAAUUGUGUAAUUGUGUUAAGCCAAAGCUGGUUUUUGUGUUGUUUUGUACAGUUAUUAUGAUUUAAUAACAGUUCAGUCAAAUGCACCCAGUCUUUCAUAGUUUUAUUUUCUAUUAUGCUCUGUUGCUCUGUCAGAUCUUGAAUUAUUAAUAUUUAAAGCCAUGAACAUUUGCUGUUCUGUUUUUACAAUUGAAAAUUUGAGCCAAACAUUGUCUUUUUGUUGUGUAAAUAGCGACUUUAAUAUAUAUUAUCAGGAUGUGAGUUCAUGGUCCAUAUACUGUAUGAUCACCGUUUUAAAGAAAAAAGUAUAUUUUUGUGGUUUACAGCCGAGUUUACAAGAGUGGACCCUUAAAAAGUAGACAAUUCACUGGUCAAUAUCUUCUGUUUCGGUCACAUUCUACAAAAAUGAAAUUCUCAACACGACCUCCCGUGUGUUUUUAGUUUCAGAUGGUCAAUUUGUUUUCGUCUUUAUAAGUGGAGAUUGUUCAGUGUCCUAAAGACAAUGUAACAGCAAUGCUGUGAGGAUGAAGUUCCACUAUUUUCAUUAUAUGAUCGCAAGGUUAGGGGGAAAUGGGGUUUCUUGCCACCCAUUGUGUUUGCUGUAAACCAGCAGGUGCUGAAUACACUGCCACCAUUCAAAUCCAAGGUCCUAUUCCCACAUCGGAGAAUAAUCUAUUGUUAUUGCAUGUAGCUCAACUGAAAGCCCCUUCCACUAUCCUGUUAUUGGCUAAUGGGAUUUGAGUGGAGGACAUAAGCAUGGCUGAAAUGGCUGGGGACCUUAAGACAAAACUGAUAAUUCUUGUGCCCACAUGAGGUUGUAAAUGUCACUGUCUAAAAAUACUUGUGUUUCCGUAAUUGGCUUCAGAAAUCACAUCACAUACCCAUGCCCUUUUAGUGAGAGUACUUCUGUAGGAGCCUCAUGGGCCAGAAAAGUGAAAUGAAAUGAAGACGUUGGGGUAAAAUGGCACAGAGCCUGUGCCGCUACUCUCUAUGGGGGAGGAGAAUAAAAGGGGCUGUGACUUUAUUCUCCAUCAUGACAAACACAAAUCACAUAGCAGCUAAAAUGCAAUCCAACAAUACUGACUUCAAUCUCACGGCCGACAGGCACACAUUUCUGAAAGAAGUCUGCUGUACGAGACAAAUAUUGCUCUGCAUUCGCCAUUGCAUAUCUUGUGUGUGUUCAUGACAUACUCCGCCUCCGUCAUCAGCUUCAUGGUAGUUCUCCAUUGACGUCCACGUGGAUCUAUGCAGUUCCAGCCCCCAAUUCACAUUAUAUAUUAAGAAUAUGAUGUCAUUGCAAGUAAUAUUUGAUUUACAAUCCACCAGGAAGAAAAAUGUCAGACUGUUAGCCUCUUAUUCUGAAGUGCCACAGCUGGAAGUUACUGGACUACAAGCUUCAUAUAGUACAGCUCUUUAAUUUGUCUGAGCAGUCUCCUCAUGUUCAAAUAUAUUGGACAUAUAUAUAUACUUUAAGUAAUGUAUAAUAAUCAAUUUUGUAAUCCAGUGCAACACAGCAGGGGAAAAAAAGCAAUAAUAAAUGACCACAAAGAAAAAAAAUCAGCCUGUUUAGGCAGCAUCACCUCAUAGUUGAGCACAUAUUUAGCACUUGAUGACAUAUCAGGGAUUUUUGUAGUUGCUCUAUGGAAAUGCACAGAUAGGAAAUGCCUUAUCCCAAAGAGAAAGUGCACCAUCUUUAUUUUCUCUCAGUUAAAGACAGACAAUGCAAACCAUCACUCAAACCUCACCAGACCUGCCUCUUCUCAGAAUGGACUCACACAAGAGAAUGCGUGGUGAAUGCACUGUGAACACUUUGCUCUUUCGGUCCACGUCCAAGUUGUGCACAACUGAUGAAUGUGAAAGGAAAGGGUAAAUCAAUGAACCUCUGUCGAGGACUUUCUUCACUUUGCUGUGCAAGAGUACACCGCUUUCGCUUCAUGGCUUUUAUAAACAGAACUACGUGUUUGGUAAGUGUUUGUAGUUGAUAGCUCACUUAACUAAAGAAGCUGUUUCCGGUUUGAAUGCUCAGACCGUUUGGCGGCACAAGCUGGACUUUGUUGCCAACUAUGAAAUUAUUUGUUUCAAAAUCAAAAUAGAUUUUAAGUUAAUCUGCAUUUUGUUUCCCUUGAAUGUGUUAUUUUAUUUUCAACAUACAAUAAAUAUUCAAGUGAACUUUUUAUUAAACAAUUAAGAUACUAUGCUAGAUGUUGUACAAAAUUUGUAUUGUACACAAAAGUACAGAUAUUGGCUUUUAAUGUGUAAUUUAGUUUAUCUCUAUUAUUCUGUAUAAAAUGAAGUAAACAACUCUUUCAUAGAAUUUGUUCUCCUGUGAAGUCCCAAACAGUAGAAACUGUCAACUUUAUUAAACACCUCAGUGUAUGCUCAAA
Messenger RNA from Cololabis saira (Pacific saury), 5147 nucleotides. RefSeq names its product myocyte enhancer factor 2aa (gene mef2aa). Bases 519 to 1997 code for a protein of 492 amino acids. Gene Ontology annotation, biological process: positive regulation of transcription by RNA polymerase II; cell differentiation; heart development. Gene Ontology annotation, molecular function: RNA polymerase II cis-regulatory region sequence-specific DNA binding; DNA-binding transcription factor activity, RNA polymerase II-specific; protein dimerization activity. The transcript has 12 exons. The record is from RefSeq and is a predicted model, not a curated record. Lineage: Eukaryota; Metazoa; Chordata; Actinopteri; Beloniformes; Belonidae.